Candidozyma haemuli is the source of this 552-nucleotide messenger RNA. RefSeq lists its product as uncharacterized. The annotation marks the transcript as partial. NCBI's taxonomy places the organism in Eukaryota, Fungi, Ascomycota, Pichiomycetes, Serinales, Metschnikowiaceae. The transcript has a single exon. The record is from RefSeq and is a predicted model, not a curated record.
ACACCUAAGAAAACCCAGACACCUAAGAAAACCCAGACACCUAAGAAAACCCAGACACCUAAGAAAACCCAGACACCUAAGAAAACCCAGACACCUAAGAAAACCCAGACACCUAAGAAAACCCAGACACCUAAGAAAACCCAGACACCUAAGAAAACCCAGACACCUAAGAAAACCCAGACACCUAAGAAAACCCAGACACCUAAGAAAACCCAGACACCUAAGAAAACCCAGACACCUAAGAAAACCCAGACACCUAAGAAAACCCAGACACCUAAGAAAACCCAGACACCUAAGAAAACCCAGACACCUAAGAAAACCCAGACACCUAAGAAAACCCAGACACCUAAGAAAACCCAGACACCUAAGAAAACCCAGACACCUAAGAAAACCCAGACACCUAAGAAAACCCAGACACCUAAGAAAACCCAGACACCUAAGAAAAGAGGCAGUGUCAAAAUGCCUCGUGUACCAUCAAUAUCACAAUGCUUUGGAGAGCUUUUGACAGGCCACGAGGAACAUCAAGCUUCGCUAAACUCGGUCUGGCGAUGA